Nematolebias whitei (Rio pearlfish) is the source of this 1269-nucleotide messenger RNA. RefSeq names its product ring finger protein 26 (gene rnf26). Gene Ontology annotation, molecular function: ubiquitin protein ligase activity. Gene Ontology annotation, biological process: protein ubiquitination; ubiquitin-dependent protein catabolic process. Lineage: Eukaryota; Metazoa; Chordata; Actinopteri; Cyprinodontiformes; Rivulidae. The transcript is spliced from 2 exons. The record is from RefSeq and is a predicted model, not a curated record. The coding region runs from base 1 to 1269 and encodes 422 amino acids.
AUGGGUUUGGUGAACUUUGUGAUAUCCACUGUUGGAAAAUGCUUGGAUGCGGUGUGUUUAUUGUUGGACCUGAACUUUCUCAUCGUCCACACCGUGGUGAGAAUCCUCCUUGGGGUUUUUGCUUUUAUUACCCACCUGCCCACCCUCCUGAUGAGCUCCUUGGUGCAGCUGGGGAACCUCGUCUUGUUCUCCACCAUGUACAUGGCAGAGGCGACAUCAAACUUAGCCCAUAAUACAGUCACCCUGCUGGGAAGCAUGGUUCUUGCUCUGGAAGGUCUGCUGGAGAGCCUGAAGAUGGUGGGCUACCUGUCCAUGCACGUCCUGCUUCGGGGAAAGGAGCAGCUGUGUCGGGGUCUGUUGUCCGUGCUGGAAGGAUGUGGCAUCGCCAUCAGUCUGGUGGUCUAUUUUACCAACACCGUGGUGAACUUCGCCCUCAUAGCCACCCAGAACUUCUACCUGGCAGUGGUUGGCUUGUGGCAGACGGUGUCCAGCCCACUGCAGAAGGUUCUGGAGCUCACCCUGACCUCCUUCACCUUCCUGUACAGCUGUCUUGCUGGCACGUCGGAGUUCCUGUGGUCUCCCUGUAAACUGCUUUUGGAUUUUCUGUUUUCCCUCGUGCACAUGUUCAUCUGCAUCUUCAUCCUGAACAUCUAUGGCCUCCUGCUCACCGUCACUAUCACCCUGAUGACCACCGUCUACCUGAACCCGAGGCUGACCCGUCAGGCAGCCGUGCGCGUUAUGGAUUACACCAACUCUCAUGCUUCUCUGCGUAGACUGCAGAGGAUUCUCCGUCACCUCUACCUGCUGGAGAGAAGGUUUUGGCAGCAGCUGUCUCAGAACAGAAGCCAGCUGAGCCUGGCACUGCGAAUGCAGCUGCACAGGUACAACAGGAACAGGGCGAGGGGGGACGGCAACCCUGGAAUGGAGAGCCGAGGCCCGCCGGACGGGAGAGCAGGAGACGGGGCUCAUCGAGAGCAGCAGGAUUUAAUUUUUCCUUCGUCGAGCUCGGGUGAGCCAGUAAAGAAGUGUUCGGACGUCGGUGACAAACUCCUGCCGGCUGAGAAUCUGCUUUCUCUACUAAAGGAACAAGAGGAGAGGAAGAAGUGCGUGAUCUGUCAGGACUGUACCAAGACGGUGGUGCUGCUGCCGUGCAGACACCUCUGCUUGUGCAGAGAGUGCACGGACAUCCUUCUGAGGCAGCCCAUCUACCAACAGAACUGCCCUCUCUGUCGUCACAUGAUCCUCGACACCAUGGAUGUUUAUCUAUGA